UCGAAGUUGCAACUUUCAACUGAUAAGAGUUCCCGUUCCUUGCUCCCUUUAAAUUUGGAGCUCGGUGGUUCAUCGGAGCAUACUUUCGACGGGUCAACUCAGUGAGCAAGUUCAGAGAGCGGGUUCAAGAAUGGCGAUCGAGGCUUGGUUUAUGGAUGAUAGCAAUGAAGACCAGAGGCUUCCUCAUCACCGCAACCCUAAAGAGUUCGUCUCCAUGGACCAAUUGGCAGAAUUAGGAGUGUUGCACUGGAAAUUGAACCCUAAGGUAUAUGAAUACGACGAGGAAUUGAAGAAAAUCAGAGAUGACAGGGGAUACAAUUACGUGGAUUUACUUGAUAUAUGUCCAGAGAAACUUUCCAAUUAUGAAGCGAAGUUGAAGGAUUUCUUCACAGAGCACAUUCACGCCGAUGAGGAAAUUCGCUACUGCUUGGAUGGAAGUGGUUACUUCGACGUCCGGGACAAGAACGACCGUUGGAUUCGAAUCUGGAUUAAGCCCGGCGAUCUUAUCAUCUUGCCGGCCGGUAUCUACCAUCGUUUUACCCUGGACACCAAUAAUUAUACAAAGUUAAUGAGGCUGUUCCAAGGAGAGCCAAUUUGGACACCGUUUAACCGACCACAAGAGCAGCAUCCAGCAAGGAAAGAGUACCUCAAGACCUUCACUGAGAAAGCUGGAGUGGCACUCGAGGCUCAUUAAGGGCUUAAAGUAUUCUUCUGUACUAUGGCAUUUAAUACAAAGCUAUACGGUUAAGCUCAGGUUGUGUAUUUCUGGGCAUGUCUUAGAUUAACUACUGUAUGAACUUGGCAACUGCUAUUGAAACUUAGUUUAAUAAAUGUCUGAGCUUUAUAGUUAUGAA
This is a messenger RNA of Cucurbita pepo subsp. pepo (vegetable marrow), 854 nucleotides long. RefSeq names its product RmlC-like cupins superfamily protein (gene ARD4). NCBI's taxonomy places the organism in Eukaryota, Viridiplantae, Streptophyta, Magnoliopsida, Cucurbitales, Cucurbitaceae. Gene Ontology annotation, molecular function: acireductone dioxygenase [iron(II)-requiring] activity. The record is from RefSeq and is a predicted model, not a curated record.